AUGUCUGAUCCUCUGUGGCUGGGUGGACAAUGCCAACACACAAGCCAAUUUCCCAAUGUGGGUUUAGCAAAUGCCAAAAUAUUGGGUGCGAUUACUUACCGGAGUGGGCCGGAAUGGGAGGAGAGAUUCGGCAGGAGAAGGCUCUCCAAAAGACCCUCAUUCGGUCCCGAUUUCGAAAUUGAAAAGUAUUUGGAGAAAGUAACUCAAGAGGCUUUGCAUCGAGGUCAUCCGAAUGCCUACCUGUACUUGACUAAGGCAAUGGAUCUAUACGACUUGAGUCGUGGUUACGCGUCGCUGGAAGAAAGCUUGGCACGGAUAAAAGCACGGACACUCGUGCUGGGGGUGCAAAGCGAUAUUCUCAUACCCAUCUGGCAACAGCAGGAGGUCGCUACCAGACUCAAGGCAGCUGGGAAUGAGGAGGUUACUUACUAUGAAUUGGAUUCUAUCUAUGGGCACGAUACGUUCCUAUUGGAUGUAGACAAUGUGGGCGCUGCGGUGAAGGGCCAUUUGGAAAGCAUCUAA
This is a messenger RNA of Sphaeroforma arctica JP610, 522 nucleotides long. RefSeq lists its product as hypothetical. Bases 1 to 522 code for a protein of 173 amino acids. Gene Ontology annotation, molecular function: homoserine O-acetyltransferase activity; L-serine O-acetyltransferase activity. Gene Ontology annotation, biological process: L-homoserine metabolic process. NCBI's taxonomy places the organism in Eukaryota, Ichthyosporea, Ichthyophonida. The transcript has 2 exons. The record is from RefSeq and is a predicted model, not a curated record.